Messenger RNA from Malurus melanocephalus (red-backed fairy wren), 2024 nucleotides. RefSeq names its product serine protease 35 (gene PRSS35). Lineage: Eukaryota; Metazoa; Chordata; Aves; Passeriformes; Maluridae. The transcript has 2 exons. The coding region runs from base 417 to 1658 and encodes 413 amino acids. The record is from RefSeq and is a predicted model, not a curated record. Gene Ontology annotation, molecular function: serine-type endopeptidase activity. Gene Ontology annotation, biological process: proteolysis.
CGAUGUCAAUACGUUGCGCUUGGCAGCUGAGAUGUUUUGUAUAAAGUUCCUGCCUCUUUAGCCUGAUGGAUAAUUUUUGAUAGGACAAAAAUGCCACGCGUUUCUCUGGUCCUUGUUUUUCAGUAUUUGAAGCCGGUUUCACRAGACGGCUUAAUGUGACUGAGCAAGGGGCAUAUUUUUGAGUUUUCGGGGGUUUGUGUCUGUGCUGUGCCUUCUGCGGGGAGCAGGCGAGGAGCCUCUUCACCCUUCAAAACAAACUCUCCUUUAAUUCUGAUUCAUCCCUCAGUGUUAGCGCUACCAUCUCCACGCUCCUCUGGAAUUGAGACUAAUUUCAUCCAGAUUCGUCACUGCUGGAAGCAGAUUUAUCUUGGAAUGGCAAAAAUAAAAGAGCCGUGCCAAGAAAAAAUUAAAAUAAAAUGGAGCACAUGUUACUGCUAUUCAUAUUUUUCAUACCUAUAUUGGGUGUCAGCAAUGGAACAGAAACUGAACAAGAUUUUACUUGGCACUUAAAGAAGAUUCCCCAGAUUGUGAGAGAAAGAACUUUCUCCCUUGACAGCCCUAAAUUUGAAGCAAAUACAGAAUUAGAGCUGAACAGCGUAUGUGGGAUUGAAUGUCAGAGAAAACUGCCAGUGCCAAGCUUGUCUGACUUGAAGAACCUCUUAUCCUACGAGACUGUUUUUGAAAAUGGCACACGGACCCUGACAGAAGUGAAUGUCCUUGGGGCAGUGCCUGACCCAGCUGGGAACACAACCACCCGAAGGCCUUCGAGGAAGAAGAGGCAGAUUUAUGGAACAGACAGCAGGUUCAGCAUCUAUGACAAGAAGUUUAUGACCAACUUUCCGUUCAACACAGCUGUCAAGAUCUCCACAGGCUGCAGUGGCAUUCUGGUUUCCCCCAAGCACGUGCUCACAGCAGCYCACUGUCUGCACAAYGGCAAGGAUUAUGUUAAGGGCAGCAAAAGGCUGAGGGUGGGCCUCAUGAAGACAAAAUCCAGAGGCARCGGCAGGAAACGCAAAGGCGCUAGGAGAAGCAGGAGAGACAUUUCUGCGGCCAAAGAGGAUCCCAAAGCCACCACAGAAUCAAGGCGACAAUCCAAAGGUGAUGGGAGAAAGCAGAGGAGAUCUGGGAGGAAGCAAGAGAGCUCAGAUAGCACACCUUCCUUCCAGUGGACACGGGUGAAGAGUACCCACAUCCCAAAAGGCUGGUUUAAGRGUGUCUCUGGGGAUAUUGCUCUGGAUUAUGAUUACGCAGUUCUUGAGCUCAAGCGUCCCCACAAAAGGAAAUAYAUGGAGCUGGGAAUCAGCCCAACAAUCAAAAUGAUGCCUGGGAGCAUGAUCCACUUCUCGGGUUUUGACAAUGAUCGCUCUGGGCAGCUAGUGUAUAGAUUUUGUAGCAUUUCUGAUGAGUCCAAUGAUCUGUUUUAUCAGUACUGUGAUGCUGAGCCUGGCUCCACAGGUUCUGGCAUCUAUCUCCGCCUUAAGGAGCCAAACAAAAAGAAGUGGAAACGCAAGAUCAUCGCUGUUUACUCAGGCCAUCAGUGGGUGGACAUCAAUGGUGAACAGCAGGAUUACAAUGUAGCAGUACGAAUUACUCCUCUCAAAUAUGCCCAAAUUUGCUUCUGGAUACAUGGGAAUGAUGAGAAUUGCACACUAGGCUGAAGAGAGCUGAACCUCACUUGCUUAGCACCUGCACUGCCAUAGAGUGAAAGUCGGCCACCACAGUUACUGGAAGAACAUCACAUCAGAAUGCUUUUGAACUCAAAGCUCUUAAGUAGUGCUAUGGUGACUUGAGGAAUGCUGAAUUUCUGGGGGAGGGGUAGGAUUGUCAGAAAAAAUAUUUCUAAUUGUAAUCAACCUAGAUAUGCACUUAAAAUCCCAAACUAUAUUUAUGUUUGCAAUUGUGAUAAAUUCAAGUCAUUCAUGAGGGAAAAAAAAUGACUGCACCUGUUUGUCACUUUUUUUCCCCAGGGGAUGGGUUGAAACAUCUCAAACUGGUAUUAUUAAACAAUAUCUUUUUUUUUUUUU